Molecule: messenger RNA, 2775 nt
Organism: Branchiostoma belcheri (Belcher's lancelet)
Lineage: Eukaryota; Metazoa; Chordata; Leptocardii; Amphioxiformes; Branchiostomatidae
Product: ras-related protein Rab-5A-like
Exons: 6
Coding region: 292-933 (213 amino acids)
Molecular function (GO): GTPase activity; GTP binding
Source: RefSeq, a predicted model, not a curated record
AUAUCUUUUAUAAAGAAAGCUUACGGUUGUAGUUUGGGUUGAUAUUUUUUAUCGUUUGUUGUGUUAUAACGAAGUUUAAUUGUUUUACGUGUCGCGGAGGGAUACAGCAAUUAGCAGCUCGUCAGGAAGUCACGAGAUCGUGCAGGCUGUGGAGGUUGUGUUGAAGUGUGUCACUCCAAUACUUUUGGCGAAAAUUUAACGUCGUCUGAUCCCGUGCACACCGACAUUUCAGUUCGGACUAUUCUAAAGGGUGUGAUUUUGGUUGUGCUGUAAGAGAACUAGAGCUUUGGGAUGGCGGCCAGAGGGGCCCAGAGGCCAAACGGUACCCAGGGGAAGAUUUGUCAGUUCAAACUGGUGCUGUUGGGAGAGUCGGCGGUCGGAAAGUCCAGUCUGGUCCUGCGCUUUGUCAAAGGGCAGUUUCACGAAUACCAAGAAAGCACAAUUGGAGCUGCGUUCCUAACUCAGACGGUAUGUCUGGACGACACAACGGUGAAGUUUGAGAUCUGGGACACAGCAGGCCAGGAGCGGUAUCACAGCCUGGCCCCCAUGUACUACAGAGGCGCGCAGGCCGCCAUCGUUGUCUAUGACAUUACCAACCAAGACACAUUUGAGAGGGCAAAAAAUUGGGUGAAGGAACUGCAGAGACAAGCCAGUCCCAACAUCGUAAUAGCGCUGUCUGGCAACAAGGCCGACCUCGCUAACAAGCGAAUGGUUGAGUACGAGGAGGCCCAAGCAUAUGCAGAGGACAACAGUUUAUUGUUUAUGGAAACUUCUGCAAAAACGGCAAUGAACGUAAAUGACAUCUUCUUGGCAAUAGCCAAGAAACUUCCCAAGAAUGAGCCUGCUGGCGGCGCGGGGAACCAGGCACAGGGGCGGCGGGUAGAUCUCAAGGAAACAGGGAACCAACAGGCUACCAGCACUUGCUGCAAGUGAUGGCACAACCACGAGAACAGCACCACCCAACUCCCCGUAUUUUCUACCCCAAAAUACUCGUUCCCAAACACACCCUCUUGUCCCCUCCCACUCCUUUUUACCCACCCUGCCGGCUCUCUGAGGUUUCUGCGUCUUCAUGUGUCGUUAUCUUCAAUGUCAUCCAUUUCAUCAUAUGUUAGUCCUGCUGCAUGUACAAAUGGUAGCUCAAACUAUGCUUUGUAAAUCAAAACAAAAUAUGGUGUGGGGAAAGGCAGAUUUCUUUUUCUAUUAUAAGCAAGGUGUAUGUAAUAUUAUUCUAGCACCGUUUUGUUUUUUAAGCUUUCCAGUACCAUUGUAGAUACAGAGUCCUUGCAUAAUGACGUAAGUGGCAAUGUACAGGUGUAAUCGCUAGGAGAAACUGACAGAAAUUGAUGCUAUGAAAAAAAGUUGAUAGUGAAAAAUGAAAACGUCUGGGGUUAUGCAUUUGUUAAGGCAAUCAUGGGGUUGUAUCAUUCAUGAAUUAGAAAUGCUUUGAAAGGACAAUUUAACUGUACAACCAAACUUUAAAAAAAUAAUAUAACAUGAUGUUGUCACCAAUUGAAUUAAAUUGCCCUGCAGAAGAAAUUAAACAUUGCCAUGGAAGCUUUUUCAAAGUACGCACUGGUUGGACAUUUUGUACUCUGCCUAGCUCUUCAUUUUUAUUCAAACCUAUUAUAGUUGGUGCCUUUAUGUAGUGACAUGCAUUCCUCUCUGAACCGGCUUGUAUUAUCAACUUCUUCACCCUAUCUAAACACGAACAUUGUAAAUAUGAACAGUGUAUGCUUUUUCAAUGUUGAAGUCUUCUACUCUUAUGCUGGCUUGUAUGCUAUAAUCGCCUCUCAGACAACCGUAGUACACUAGAGUUCACAUUGGAUAAAGGGGGUGGGGGGAGGUACAGUAAUGUCUAGGUCUGUCUUUUCUGCUGAAUAUAUCAUUGGUACUCGUCAAAAGAUUUUUAGUCGUAAAAAAAUUUCUCAUGGAACCAAACAAAGAAGUUACAGGAGUCACACUUUGUUACAGUGGUAACAAGUGUUUUCUCUAGGAAAUAAAGACUAAAAAUAUGUAAUUGCAGAUGAUUUACCCAUCAGUGUAACAGUACAGAAUCAAGGUAUUUCUAUAAGUGUCUAUGUUGGUGUGAAUCCUGCAUUAUCUUAACUGUACAAGUGAGACUUUGGCUACAUUAUUGUAAAGCUUUAAUGAUGACUUCCUUUUCCCCUAAAUACUGACAUAGUCAUGUAUGAAUUUAAUUCUGUUGUACAUUAAAUACACAGACCAAUAUAUGUAGAGAAAGGACACAAAAAUGUGUGAGGGUUAUAUUGUUGAUUAUUUAAAGUCUACCUUCCCAAGAACAACCUGUCAAAUCGUGGUUUGGUGAAGAAUUAUAGUGGUGAAGUCUUUACACAUCACAGAAAGUUUGAAAAGAGUUCCAAGACUGCAACACAAAUGGAAAGAAUUAAGAUUUGCUGUAUGCAAAUGUUACCUUUUUCUAUGCUGUUGUUAUAUGGGUCCCUCCAAUAAUGUACAGGAGCCCAUUGGCUACUUCAUUUAUUUACCAUUCCCUAUUUGUUUGAGGUGUUGCUGAAAAGAUGUAUUUAGAAACUUGUAGUAUAAUUAAACUGUAUAAAUUUUUGGGCUUUUAUUCAAUUUCCUCAUAAUGUAUUCAAGGGUAUUGAAUAAGUCUACUGAGGGUUGGACAUUUUGGAGGAAUUAACAAAGGUAUUAAUAAAGCUUGUACAAGUUAAACUGUAACUGUAGGAGCAAUCAUUGAUAUUUGUGCAAGUCAGUAUUUGUGUUAGGGCCUGGGAGGGAAAUAAAAACCACAUU